This is a messenger RNA of Tachysurus vachellii, 2897 nucleotides long. It is a transcript of the gene ctdspl2a, whose product is annotated as CTD (carboxy-terminal domain, RNA polymerase II, polypeptide A) small phosphatase like 2a. The transcript is spliced from 13 exons. Gene Ontology annotation, molecular function: phosphoprotein phosphatase activity. The record is from RefSeq and is a predicted model, not a curated record. Bases 228 to 1643 code for a protein of 471 amino acids. NCBI's taxonomy places the organism in Eukaryota, Metazoa, Chordata, Actinopteri, Siluriformes, Bagridae.
GCGUUCAUAAUCAUCCGGGUUCUUUCAAGAGCGUCUCGGUGAGGAGGCGGGAAAUGGCGUCCCAAGAAGCAGUGGGAGAGGUAUGUGUCGUUCCGUGACUCAUACUGGACAGACGCGUGAAGGACAGAGACUUUUCUAGCGGUCUCCGUCGUAGUGGCUCCAUCCACAGCCACUGCAGGAUUGUACUGGUGUAACCCUUGGCGUUCUUACAUGUGACUUUUGGGACAAUGAGGCUGAGAGUGCGCAAAGCAUCUCAGCAGCCAAGCAGCACCCCACCACCUGCCCGUACCACCAAGGCCAAGAGGAAGCACUCUGAAGUGGAGCACACAAGGUCCUCCGGAGGAGCCACCAUGCAGAAGAGUGACACUGGCAUCUUCUCCACCAUCAAGAGAUUCAUCAGGGGUAAUGCUGUCAAGGUGGAGCAGUGUACCCCUCCGAAGAAGAGCCGUGUGGAUUGUGAUUCUGACAGUAACUUGAUCACAUCCACCCCACCCACUGGGAACCUGUCCAGCAGAGCUAACCCUAGAACUCGCAGAAAAGGACCUGCCAAUGGAGACACCAUGGCAUGUCAGAGUAAACUGGUGAAGCCUAAUGGGAAGUUGGAGGUGCAGACUGAAGCCCCCAGCAGUCCACCUCGCUCCACCCUACUAGGAACCAUCUUUUCUCCGGUUUUCAACUUCUUCUCACCAGCCAACAAAAAUGCUACGUCAGGCUCAGACUCCCCGGGGCAGGCAGUCGAGGCAGAGGAGAUUGUUAAGCAGCUGGACAUGGAACAGCUGGAGGAGACCCCUACUAGCACUACCACAGACAGUAGCAGAGACAUCACAUUUGACCCAGCACUAAAUCCAAGACCUCUGCUGCCUACAGAUGCAACUGAGGAAGAGGGGGAGAUUGUUACUGAGGCAGAUAUGCCACCAUUGACAGUGGUUGGAUCUAACAACAAUUACCCGGAUGUUCCAACCUCACCCCCUGCAGAGGGGACAUAUGAAGAAGACUGGGAGGUUUUUGAUCCCUAUUUCUUCAUUAAGCAUGUUCCACCAUUGACCGAGGAGCAGCUUACACGCAAGCCAGCACUUCCACUGAAGACCAGGAGUACUCCAGAGUUCUCUCUCGUCCUGGAUCUGGAUGAGACAUUGGUCCACUGCAGCCUGAAUGAGCUGGAGGAUGCAGCACUGACAUUUCCUGUGCUUUUUCAAGAUGUCAUUUACCAGGUGUAUGUACGGUUGCGGCCAUUCUUCAGAGAGUUUCUAGAGCGCAUGUCACAAAUCUAUGAGAUUAUUCUUUUUACUGCUUCCAAGAAAGUGUAUGCUGACAAGCUGUUGAACAUUCUGGAUCCUAAGAAACAGCUGGUUAGGCACAGAUUGUUUCGUGAGCAUUGCGUAUGCGUCCAAGGAAACUACAUCAAAGACCUUAACAUACUGGGGAGAGAUUUGUCCAAAACUAUAAUAAUUGACAACUCGCCUCAAGCCUUUGCAUACCAGCUGUCCAAUGGCAUCCCCAUUGAAAGCUGGUUUGUGGACAAGAAUGACAAUGAGCUCCUGAAGCUGGUCCCUUUCUUGGAGAAGCUGGUGGAAUUGAAUGAAGAUGUUCGGCCACACAUAAGAGAGAAGUUUCGCUUGCACGACCUCUUACCCCCUGAUUGAGGCAUCUGAUGCUUGCAGAUCCGUCUGACUGUUUUAGUAAAUUGGAUUUUUCAAAAAAUGGGGGGACAGAAAUGUACACAACUUUGUACUCUAAUGAGGAUUUCAACUACCAUUUUCCCAAUUAUGUUUUAUGUGGAAGUGGGGGUGGGUUGUCAAAUUUUAAAGGAAUGACUUUCGAGUAUGCAUACAUUUUAUAUAAACACGUGAAUAUAAUUGUAAUUGAAGGAAAGAUCAAAAUUUCUCAGCUUUGACUGCCUAGCCACUCUACAGAUAUUUGAAUGGCCUGGCAAUGGAGGAGACUCAAAGCAAGUUUCUGUUCCCUUUUUUUGCCUAAAUUGGACUUCAUGUAAAGUGCUGUGGAGAAGAGGACUGAUGUCACUUCUUUUGGUGCUCAAGGGGACACUCUGCCCUCACUAGCCAUCGAUCAUUCAACCUUUCGGAAUGGCCAGUUAAUUAUGGUUUCAUAAACAUAUAAAUAUAUACAUAUUCAGUUGUGUGUAUAUGUAUAUAUAACAUUUGUACAUAUGUAUUUUCCUGUCAGGUUUGUAAAACGUUCCUUUUGCUCUUGAGUUCAACAUGCAUUCCUUUUAGUUGGAAGGCUUGUUUGAUAGAUAUGCUGACUUUUUAUUGAUUUUUACUAUAGGUUUGAAGUUUUAUUUUUAAAUGGCUUCUCUUAUGCUUUGUUUUAUAAAUGCUUUUAGACUGGUUUAAAAAAAAAAAAAAGACAAGAAAAAGGCAUCCAGUCAUCUGUAAGAUGCGUAGCAUAAUGAUGGGAGUGGGGUGGGUGGGUGUCAUAAUAAUGUAAAUCACAAAACUGUCUUUACUGCCUCUUGUGUAUUAUUCGCUGAUAUGACAAAUGAAUCAAGGCAUUUGGUUUAUGACCGCUUUCACUUCGUAUGUUCUUUGGGGAGUUUUAAUGUUUUUAUUCAAUUGUUAGUUUGUUUUAUAUGCCAAGUAUAGGUAAAAUGUAAAAUGCUCUAUGUGCUUUUGAUUGCUUUUUCUGUGAAAAUAAUGCCUGGUCUCUUCAAGAAAUGUCUGGUAAAUGUAGCACCAGCACAUGGACUAGCCUGAUCGCUGCACAUGCGUCAUAUUCAGUGUUUUCUCUAGCCAAUUCAAUCUUGCUUUUGAACUCAGUCCACUGUUUUAGGAAUCAUGUACAAUUCUACCUCUCUUUGAAGGGUAGACCCUGCAUUUCAUUCAGUGUUACCCCAAUGUUUUUUUCUAUGGACAUUAAUACAUUAUUUUUAUGUAUCA